This is a messenger RNA of Dreissena polymorpha, 5239 nucleotides long. RefSeq lists its product as uncharacterized. Gene Ontology annotation, biological process: protein phosphorylation. Gene Ontology annotation, cellular component: plasma membrane. The coding region runs from base 1 to 3882 and encodes 1293 amino acids. The transcript is spliced from 19 exons. The record is from RefSeq and is a predicted model, not a curated record. Gene Ontology annotation, molecular function: protein kinase activity; ATP binding; nucleic acid binding. Lineage: Eukaryota; Metazoa; Mollusca; Bivalvia; Myida; Dreissenidae.
AUGUCAGACAGUGGUUUUGUCAACAGGAGCCUGUUUGAGACCUAUCUCAUGGGUCAUUUUGCAAAGCAUGCCAGUUUAGACAGAUCCUCGCAGAAACCAGUUCGGGUACUAUAUGAGGGACACAAGGCCCACUUGUCCUUGACCCUUGCUGACUGGGCAAAAGACCACAAUGUGGUUUUAUUUGUAUUGCCACCCCACACUAGCCAUCUAACUCAGCCCCUUGAUGUUGGAGUAUUUGGCCCACUGAAGAAACUCUACAACAGAGAAUGCCAUUCCUACAUCCACAGCAACCCUGGAAUAUCUAUCACUAGAUAUGAGAUUGCAAAACUAACAGCCAAACCAUACACAAGAGCCUUCACACCAGAAAACAUAUGCUCAGCAUUCAAAAAGGCAGGCAUCUAUCCAUUCAAUGAUUUAGUGAUAACCAGCAUACAAAUUGCCCCCUCAACAAUCUACCCGGUGAAUGAUGUCAGUACAAACCAAUAUGACAAUGAACCAAGAAUGACAAUAGCCAUAGAACAGUCAACUGCCAACACGAACAAACAUGUACAUACAGAGAUUGAUUACCUGAAAAGUAGGCUGACAACAACUGUGAAACAGAGGCCUCGAAAUAAAUAUAUUCCACCGCCAACAGUCACAGGGAACUUGCUUUCUGAUUCAAGUGUGAUCACACUGAGAGAGCAAGAAGAAAAAGAAAAUCCAAAAAUAUAUGGUGGACCUUCCUGGAGGAACACUUGUGCGGAAAAGUGGGAACUAAAUGAUUGGGAAAUAGGCAAAUGCUACCUCCCUCCGGACGGAUAUAGCAGCAUUUCCUCGGUCCAGGAAUCGGACUUCAAUGGUGUGAUAAGCAUCAUGUUGAAUUGCCUACAUUUCCAGACAUGUCUCUCCCCCUCAUGUUUAUCACCUCCACCGCCUGAUAAGCAAUGUCCACUAGAAAAGGUCCGUCAGAUUGGCCGAAAUGUGCGACAAUCAUCCAACUGCAAGGUUACAGAUGCUGACUUGCAGGACUAUUUCAAGACACUGUCCACGCUCCUGGCUGACCCACGAUACUUACAACAUGAUCCUUCAGCCAUCAUAGCACGUAGAAAACUUAGUGAUUUGCAGAAUGAUAGUAUAUCAAUCGACGCAUUGGGUCAACUUGAAGAACGCAUUGGGCAGAAUGUCUUUGGAGAGCGCAUGAAACAUGAAGCGAACGAAACUUCAAAAGCAGGCUACGAGCGAGUCGUAUCAGAACUGAAACCAAAGAAGAAAUGUACUCAUGCGGAAAUUAAACACGAAAUUAAAAAGAUAGGGAAAUAUAUUCACGAUGGCAGACUUGUCAAGCUAAGCCCAGAAUAUAUUGAGCAUGUAAAAGACUGCUUGAGUGACCCAAGCUCUAUUGAAAAAGGGGGAUAUGGAACUGUUUAUAUAACUCGCGAACAAGAGGAUGGUUUCCGGCAAAGAAUAGUUCUUAAAGAACUCAGUGUUGAUGAUUCACCGGGGUCACGUCGCAAGGACAAGUUGCACAGUCUUGCCUCUGUAACAAAUGAGAAGCUGUCGUCGCGUGUUAUGCACUUCGCUAUCGUGCCACUCAUUGCAUACCAUGAUGAUCUUGAGAAAGGGAAGUACUAUUUCAUCGCACCAUAUCUUGAGAAAGGUGAUUUGUAUGCAGCGAUCCAAUCAGACAGAACAUUGUUAGAAAAAUGCGCACCACCUGCGGAGUACAUACCUUUACUUCAUUGGAAGCACAGACUGAAAAUAAUAUAUCAGAUUGCUUGCGCUAUUGACUAUCUUCACACUGGGAAUUCAUUCCGAGGUACAAUCCUACAUAUGGACAUCAAAUCCAAGAACGUUGUAAUAGACUCGGAACUGAACGCACGGCUGAUUGAUUUUGGUCUUGCAAGAGAGGCGAAGGAAGGUGAAGAUUUGAAGACUGAGACUGCUUUAUACGGUACAGAAGGCUAUUUUCCAACCGUUCAACAUAAAAGACUUACACCAGAACACGAUUAUCAUAAUUUUGGAAUAGUUAUCAGAGAAUUACUGACAGGUGUUGAUCCAACGGAAUAUGGGAAGGACAAUAACAUACAACUGCGCAAAUGGGACAGUAGAAGAGUUGAGAAAAGUAUACAGGAUCGAGUUUGGCCAAAGGAAUUCAAUGGCAGACGGGAAAUAAUAACUUUAGCAGAUACGUGCAUCGAAAGCAUUAAGCAGGAAGGAACAUUGAAGUCAAAAAGAAUCUGCGAUGAAUUAAAGAAAAUUAUGAGAACCAACAGCGUCUCAACCUGGACAUAUUGGAAAGAUAAACGAUGUGAAAUAUGUAUGGUGAACGAACACGAUACAGAAAGCCCCGUGGCUGAGAUAAAUCAUAAGGACUGUUCAGGCAAAAUUAAGAUAUGUCAUGCCUGUAUGCGCAAUUCGUAUUUUAAUCCCAUCAAAUGCCACACAUGCGAUAACGACAUCAAAGCACUAAUUGGUGAUGGUUGGGGAGCAGUGUUGAUCGUCGGAUAUGAUGAGCAUGAAAACAACUUGUUUAAAAAAGAUGUGACAGCAUUUGGAGAUGCUAUCACUAGUACAGUAUUGCCGACAAUGUGUAUCAGCAAAUCCAACUUAGUUGUUGUUGACUUCAAUACAAACAGCGAGGAAAGUGCAUUUUCCAGAAUUGAAAAGGCAUUUAAAAUACUCGAGUCAAAUCACGUACAUACCUUGGUUUUUCUGUACUCAGGACAUAAUUGCAACUCGGGAUUUCUAAUCGGAAGAACAUCAUCUCAAGCUGAAAGAUCUAAAGACUUGUUCUUGUGCUAUCAUAUGAACGAACUUUGUAAAUGCAUUGAAGAGUUUAAUGGUUUAAAAAAAGUGAUAGUAUUUUUGGACUGUUGUUACCCAAAACCUCUUGAUGUCCCUGAUCGUAUUUGUCUCAUACAGUUCAAUGCUACUGCUCCCAACGACACAACUGAAUUCAUAAGUACAAAAGGGAGUAUAUUCACACGAUUUUUGGUGCAAGCCUUUACGAUGAAGGCGUCGGGUGAAAAGUGUGAAAUUCAUGAUUUUGACUGUUCCAUUACUCAUGACUUAAUAACACUUUGGACGUUGUGGAAGUACAUAUUGCGUCAUACACAAAAUGGUGGCAUGGAGAAAAUGAUGCCACAUCUAAAUGCAAAGGGUAUUUGUUGGAAGACGAUGUUUUUGGCAUAUAAUUAUAAUUUCAAGGUGAAAUUUCGUUUUGAUGUAAGAGUUCCGGAUUCAAACAUCAAUCAAAUGAUAGAAGUUUUACCAAGACAACUUACAGAGUUUAGAGCAUUUAAGUCGGAUAUUCUAUUUCCAGCAUGUUGUGAUAUGUUAGCAAAAAACAUGAACAUCCAAGCAAGUAUACCGCCAGAUAUGUCGAAGUAUGCAGAGAUCUUGGUCAUCGAGGUUGAUGGUGGUCCCAAGCACACCCAGGAGAUAGACAACAUGGAAAAGCUUUUGCUAGCGUGGAAUUCAAAACUGUUGUUCCGAUGCCGAUUCCGUCAGUGUACCGAGAUAGAUCAAGGGCGACCAAUUGGGUUUGUUUUGAGGAAUGGCGAUAUUGUCUGCGAAAUAUUGUCGGAUCUUAAUCCAGAUCAGCACCCAAAUGAUAUAAACGGUUUGGAGGAAUUGAUGACGGCAUUAACCAACGAGGAAGAAAAGAUAAAACAUAAAGAAUUAGUCCAGCCGGAAAAGAUAAAACAUAAAGAAUUAGUCCAGCCGUUGACACUCUUUAAUGACAAAUUGUCCGCACUGUUGCAUGCCGCAAAGGAAAAAAAGUUGAAAAACAGACAGUUGACAAUCAACUGCAUUGACCUCUUCGAGGACGGAUCUGUCACGCUGGUGUAUAUGGAGUUAACAAGCCCUGAAGAACAGCUGGACCAAUCCCGCUAUGUUUAAUUAUUUUCGUCUAUAUGGGUACACAUUGAAGGCUGAUGCCGGCACUCACCGUUUGGUGCAUUCAAGUGUAAACAGCUUCAUUUGGCACAGUCAGGUUUACCUCAUAAUCCUGUAAAAAUGUUUAUUCUAAACUACAGGUAUACUAAGUGUUGUAUUGAUUGCUGGCUAUUUAAAAAGUGGGAAAUUAUGCUGUUACAUACAAAUUGAAAAAAAAUCCCGAACGUUAUACUCGAUAUACUGCAUAACGUUGUGCAUUAAAUAGCCAACUGUAUAUAAGAUUACUUGCAUAAUAAUAUUACUUUUUUCUUGAGCAUUGAGUAUGGCAUUCCACUGAUUAUAACCGCAUGAAUGUGUAUUUACGCAAAAAAUACUCGCAUUUUGAAUUCCAAUGUGUUAUAUGUAUACCUAUGUUCUUAUUGUCAUGGUUUAUGGAGUGUUGACGAUUCUUCAGAUAAUUAACUGAAAUAUAAUGUGACGGGCCAAUAGCAAUUAAUUCAGAAGAUCGUUUCAGUGUUGUUAUUGUCGAAUAUGAACGGUAACAAAUUAUAUUACGCUAAAGAAACAAUAACUAGUGUGACCUGUUUUACUUUCUUGCGUUCACAUUGCGCGAUAAUUCAUUGACCAUUGUUAAAAACAUAUACGAGUGUUACGUUUCUAAAUAUAUUAGUAUAAUAUGAGUUAAGUAAGGACAAACACCCUGUGUGUAUUUGGUGUAUCAUGUUUGCUACAGUCAUAAGUUAACAUUACACUCCAAUAUGUUUAAGACUGUCAGAUUACACACACUAAGUAUUGAAAGCCAUACCUGGAGCUUUCGUCCGUGUACUACGGACUUCAUAAGCAGAAUGAUUUCUACUGUUGGUAAACGUCACCCUGACGAUAAGCGAUGUUUACGUUUCCCAACAGUAGAAAGCAUUCUGCUGAUGAAGUUCUAAGUACACGGACGAAAGCUCCAGGCAUGACUUUCAAUACUUCGUGUGUGUAAUAUGACAGUCUAAAACUUAUUGGAUCAUCAUGAAAACCACAAAUUAAACUUUCAUCGCAGUUUACAUAACGUCUACUGAAUGUAAUAAGUCAUAUAACUGACAUUUUUAUACAUAUUUACCUUUUUCCAUUUUUGUGUGUAUUUAGGUGACAUACAUCAGUUGUUAAAAUAUUGAGUCAACCUUUUUGGCAAAAAUACUGUUUUAACCAAAUUUUCAAAAUUGACAUUACGAACACAUGUCUUUUUUUAAUGUAAAAAGUAGAGUAACUGACAUUUUGUUAAAUUUUGAGGAGAGGCAAAAAACUGUUUUACUAAAAUAAUUAACAUUUUUCCGGAUUCAAAUCGUCUGAGUAUUAUUAUAAUAAAUUAUGAAAA